AUGUCAAAGGAAACCGACAAAGACGUUAAUGGCACGACGGCCAUGUUUGAAAUAGAUGAGGUCGACGAGAAAUCUGAGAUGCUUGUGGAACCAGAGAUAGAGAAUAAAGCUGAAAAAUAUCUUAUAUACGGAAUCAAUGAUUCCCCUCCGAUAUAUGUGACAAUUAUAUGUGCAUUACAGCAAUCGCUGUUAGCUCUGUCAGGUCAGCUGAUUGUGUCGCUGUUAGUAGCUGAAGCCGUGUGCGCCUCAGACAACAACGUAUUCAAAGCGAGGCUUCUCAGCUCGACGCUCUUCAUGAGUGGUGUAACUACAGUAGCUAUGAAUCUAUUUGGUAUUAGGCUACCCUUAUAUCAAGGAGCUUCAGCAUCAUAUAUAAUACCCCUGUUAUUAGUGGCAAACACAGACGGGAGUUUCUGUUCAGGAGACGCAGUUCCAGAAAACCCGUUGUUUAACGCGACUGACAACACAACGUCAAGGGAAUUUCCUAUGGAGAAAAUAAUAUCCAACGUCCAAGCGUUGCAAGGCAGUUUAAUGAUAGCAGGCCUGAUUCACGCACUUUUCGGCUUCACUGGAAUAGUUGGACUGCUGUUGAAAUUCGUUGGUCCUCUCACAAUCGUUCCUGCAUUGGUGCUAAUAUUUAUAUUCAUUGUUCAACCGGUUUUGAAAUUUGUGGUAGUCAGCUGGGCAAUAUCCAUGUCCACUGUAGUUGUCGCUGUGGUAUUGUUUUUGUAUCUUGGUAAAUAUGACAUGCCAGUACCGGUGUGGACUCCUUCCGGUGGUUACAGAGUUAUACGUUACCCGUUACAUCAAGUUUUUGCAAUUCUUAUUUCUAUAAUUAUCAACUGGGCGAUAUGCGGCAUAUUGACCAGAUAUGACGUCUUUCCUAAUGAUCCUAGCCACCCGGCCUAUAGAGCACGGACAGAUGCACGUGUUGACGUCAUCGAUAACAAUCCGUGGUUUACUGUACCAUAUCCAG
Ruditapes philippinarum (Manila clam) is the source of this 976-nucleotide messenger RNA. Its product is annotated as solute carrier family 23 member 2-like. Gene Ontology annotation, molecular function: transmembrane transporter activity. The record is from RefSeq and is a predicted model, not a curated record. Gene Ontology annotation, cellular component: membrane. Gene Ontology annotation, biological process: transmembrane transport. Lineage: Eukaryota; Metazoa; Mollusca; Bivalvia; Venerida; Veneridae.